AUGGCAAGCACCCGUGGGGCUAAAGGAAGCUACAAUGUGUCUUCGCCGAGGCAAGAAGAAGAUGACGACAUCAGCCGAUCCAGUUCCUUUUUUGACGACGAAGACAACAGCAGUUCGGAGACAAAGAACACGACUGUUGCUCACGACAAGUCCAGCCCUACCAGCAAUGCCGAAGAAGCUACAGCCAAGAAAGAAGAACAGGUUGCUCAGCCCGAGACCUUGGCAGUUCGAAUCUCGUGGGCCCUUGUGUUGCUGGUCAUGGUGGGUGCAGCGGUGACAGUCUCGUUGCUUGUAUAUCUUUACAUGAAGCAAGACCAGGAAACUGCAUUGGAAGACAACUUUUAUGAUUUGGCGAACCGUCUAGUAGAGGGUUUUCAUGCCAAUACCAAGUUGCGGUGUCAGACUCUGGAUAUGAUGUCUCUUGUGGUGACAUCGGCUGCCAUGUCUUCACAGCAAUCUUGGCCACUUGUGACUAUGGACGAUUUUGAAGCCAUUGCGACAGCUGCUCGGACCAUGGCUGGAUCUGACUAUCUUGGCUUGGUCAGCUAUGUGACCAAUGAAACUAGAAAAGACUGGGAGUAUUACACAACUCAAAAUACGGCAUGGAUUAAUGAAUCAUACGCCUACCAAGAAGACUUCAAGAAAACUCACAACCGAACAGUAGGAAGCAGAGCUCCAGCACGUGCUCUUCGAGACAUGGAUGAUUGGGCAGAACGCUGGCUAGUGGAAGAAUAUCCAGAGGUGGCUGCAGAUGCCACUGCCGCAGCAGAUGAACCCCCCUCUUAUCGAAACGUUACCUUCGAUGGUCCUGGUGGAAUUAGCACUGAGAUAUUUCGUUAUGGCUCUGAUGAGGAAGGUGUCUUGGUUGUGGUGGAUGACUCUCCUGGACCCUACUAUCCCACAUGGCAAACCUCACCUGCCCGAGAGUUUGCAAACUACGAGGUCAACUACAACACUGCUGAUCCUGCGUACAACCCAGCGUACUCUGCUGCUGCUUCCGUAGUUCGCAUCACUCAUACAGCCAUCUUUGGAGGUGUGUGGAAUGUGGAUGAUACAGGUUACAUCAAUGAGAAUGAUGAUUAUGACUAUCGAACUGUUCCAGUAGCGGCUCUGAUGUACCCUGUCUUCGAUACCAUCUUGGGGGGCUUGGACCGAAACGUUGUGGCCGUUUUCGAUACGGAUGUUGAGUUUGGCGCCCUCUUUACUUCUGUGCUUCCCUCGGAAUCCAACAAGCUCAUGUGUGUGGUGAGAAACACCUGUGGUCAAGUCUUUUCAUACGAAGUUGAAGGUGGUGGUGCCACCUACCUUGGUGCCGAUGACAUGCAUGACACAGACUCUGAACAUUUCUUGGUGGAGACACUGCUGGCAGACUUUGACCAGGCUGCUGGAAUCUACAAUGGUGCACCCAUUAACAAAGACUUCUGCCCUUGGGUGUUGUCUGUCUAUGGCACACAGGAGUUGCACGAUGCACACAUCAACAACCAACCCAUAUACUUCAUGUGUGCUGUCCUUGGCAUCUUUCUCUUCACGCUCCUUUGCUUUCUUUUAUACGACUGUCUUGUGGAGCGCCGGCAGCGCAAGGUUGUCAGGACAGCCCGGAACAGUGAAAAGAUAGUCUCUUCUCUCUUCCCCAAAGCUUUCCGUGACAUGAUGUACGCUGAAAACAACCACAAAGAGAAGCAACAGCAAAGCAGCUCCAUGGCCAGCAACAUGGCAUUUCGAACGGGCAAAGCAGCAGAGGAUCAUCGCGAGCAAGCUCUACUGAAACAGCCUCAAGUGGGUGAAUCCAUUGCAAACACGCCACCAAUGGCAGAACUCUAUCCCGAUUGCACAGUUUUCUUUGCUGAUGUUGCAGGCUUUACAGCCUGGAGCUCUUCUCGAUAUCCAGUGGAUGUUUUCAGACUGCUAGAGACCUUGUAUGGUGCCUUUGACAAGCUGGCUAAGAAGCACAUGGUGUUCAAGAUUGAGACUAUUGGAGACUGCUACGUUGCUGUGACCGGAUUGCCAGUCGCCCAGCCCAAUCAUGCCCUGCUCAUGAUCAAGUUUGCCCGAGGCUGUUUGGCACAAAUGAGCAAAUUGACUAGGCAGUUGGAGGGCACACUGGGACCAGACACUGGCGGAUUAGCUUUGAGAGUGGGCCUUCACAGUGGACCAGUCACAGCUGGAGUGCUGCGUGGAGAGAAGGCACGGUUCCAGCUGUUUGGAGACACUGUCAACACGGCCGCAAGGAUGGAAUCCAAUGGGCAAAGAAACCGAAUCCAUGUAUCACAGGAAACUGCAGACAUUCUGAUUGGAAUGGGAAAGGAGCACUGGGUGGCUGCGAGGGAAGAAUUGGUUCAUUGCAAAGGCAAGGGAGAUCUACAGACCUUUUUCAUUAGGGAAAGUGUCACUGGAUCUGUUGCCAGUACAAGAUCUACAAAAUCUUUUGCCAGUAACACUUCUGAUGAGAAGGAUGUAGUUGAGGUAACGAUGGCCCUUGAUGUAAUUGAGGUGGAUGAAAAAAUGAAGAUAAACUGGAUAGAGAACAACUGCAAACGCAUCCGUUGGGUUGCAGACGUGCUGCAGAAGGAGCUUGAAGGGAUGGCAUGCAACCAGGGAUCUGUCCAGGGAGAUCCCACAGUUUGGGAGAAUGAAUCUUUUGUGUCAUCGGAUGGUUUCUCGUGGGAUGAGGACUUUUCAACCGCGUUGCUUUCACCGGGCAUCUAUGACCUACAAGCUCAGGACACCUUGUCUGAUGAGCUCAAGAGACAGCUAAUGGAGUUUGUCUCACGAGUUGCCUUUGAGUGUCAAGGGGUCGUUUACAACUUUGACCAGUCAUGCCAUGCACUCAUGUCACUUGACAGGAUGCUGAAGCAGCUGCCGGAUGUUUUUGGUUCUGAAUUUGAGCUGUCACCUCUGGCCAAGUUCACGUGCAUGUUUGCAACUCUGAUUCGGAACCUGAGCCCACCCGAAACACCAGACAUCAAUCAGGAAGGCAGCAGGCAUGUUCUUCACCACCAAAGUGUGUCCCAAUCAAGAUCUGCCAAAAUGGCUCUGGAACUCUUGAAGGAGGAUCGAUUCGAUGGUCUUCAGCAAGUGCUUUGCAAAAGCAAUACUGAUUUCCAGCAGUUCUGGGGCUUGGUUCAGAAUUUCAUUCUAGCCACUGACCAGACUUCAGGCGUGUUGUCGGAAGAACGCAAUCAGCAUUGGGAUCUCUGCUUUCCCAGCAGUGAUGGCUACAGUAUGAGCACUGCUGCCCCUCACCAGAAGGCAGUGCCCGUUCUGGAGCACAUUAUGCUGUUUGCUGAAGAAGGGCAUGCUGUACAACACUGGGAAACCUAUGUGAAAUGGAGUGCCCUCUUCAAGGAGGAGUUCAAAUGCAAGCAUGGGGGAAAACUCCCUCAGGAGGAUCUUGAUCUACUUUGGGACCAGAGUCAGCUGGAGUACUUUGACAGCUUCAUCCUUCCAAUCUCAAACAAGGUUCACCAGGCCGGGAUUCUGGGUGCAGUUGGUGCUGAGUUCCUUACCUAUGCCUCUCAAAAUCGGCAAGAGCUGGGUUCUCUGGGAUUAUCACUUGCACCAUCUCGGGUGAAAGCAUUGGGUAAAACAAGAGAAGAGGAAUUGGCAAGGUUGCCUGGUGUUGAAGUAGGCAUGGAACCAAUGAAUCUGCACAGAUUGCCGUCAUCGAAAGUGUUGCGGACAUCCCCGGGCCCGAAAGGUCAGACAGCCAAUAUUGCAAUUCUCGACGCGGCCAGUGCCAGAAAUCAGCCUGAAUUUGACAAUGUUGUCGAAGUUUGA
Seminavis robusta is the source of this 3777-nucleotide messenger RNA. The record is from the annotation of a GenBank genome assembly. Lineage: Eukaryota; Bacillariophyta; Bacillariophyceae; Naviculales; Naviculaceae.